AUGGCUUGUCCGAAAUCGUUUCGAUUAUUUUCAUUUUAUAUUCUUUAUAUCAUUGAAAUGAGUCGUCCUGUUCAGCAUUACAUGUUUGAGCAUACACUGCAUUCGGAACAAUCAUCAAUGUAUCGAGAUUGCUUUCGAAUGCCAAAAGCAUAUGGAAAUUAUAAAGAACGAUAUACAGUAGAUGCUGACAACUAUAUUCAUUAUUGUAUUCGAAAUGAAAAGAGCCAAAAGAGUAAAUUGCUGAGACAAUGUGGUGUACAUGGUAAAAAACGUACAUUUAGUUCCUUAUAUGAGCAAAGUUAUGAAGAAGAUUGGUUAAUCGAAAAUGAUAUUCCAUCUGACUUAGUCGACGCUUAUGGUGAAUAUCUUAUUCUACGAAAAUCUAACUUAAACGACUCAAAAUUAAAUAGAAUGCAUAAAAAUUUUAUAUGUAUAUGUCCACCACGUAAAUAUAAGUUUAAUCGUGAAAAGUGUCUUGAUUGGCGUGAUAUUUGUGACGGUAAAUGGGAUUGCUCUAAUGGUGAAGAUGAACGACAAUGUAUUCAAUUAGAAAUGAAUUCAUGUCAGUCAGGAAUUGAAUUUCGAUGUCGAAAUGGUUUAUGUAUUCCUCGUGCAUUUCUUUUUGAUGGUGACUUUGAUUGCAUGGAUGGAAGUGAUGAACGACAUGAAUUCAAUGAUAAACGCUGUUAUGAAUUAGCACAAUUUGAUUGUGACGAACGAAUUUGUCCUUAUAAUACAUUUUCAUGUGGUGACGGUCAAUGUGUUGAUUGGGAGGACGGUAUCGUUUAUGGCAAUCUGGAAUAUUUCGUUGGCUCUGUAGAGGAAAUGCCUGGUUGUAGGAAUCAAAAGAAUUNUUCACUGAUUGAGAAAAAGCUUCUCAAUUAUAAUGAAUUAAGAAAACAGAUAGAAACCAUUCAGAUGGCUGGAACGAAUUCAAAAGGUGCAGAACUUGUUGUCGAAGCUUGGUUAAAUCCAACAUUUAAGGAAAAUUUACUGAAAGAUCCAACAAAUACCAUAAAGCAGUUUUUAAAUUUUAAUGAUUUCAGUACAAAUAUGUGUGUCGUGGAAAGUACCGAUGAUAUUCAUAAUCUGAUCGUUUGUACACUCUGUUCAUGUUAUCCACGGCAAUUACUUGGUCUUCCACCUGGCUGGUACAAAUCAAGAUCGUAUCGAACUCGUGCGCCGAGAAAUCCCCGGCAAGUGUUGAAAGAAUUCGGAACGGAAAUACCUGAACAUGUGAAAAUACAAGUUCAUGAUAGUACAGCAGAUUUACGGUAUUUAGUGCUUCCGCGUCGACCGAAAGGAACCGAAAAUUGGUCGAGAGAACAAUUAAUUCCAUUGGUCACUCGGGAUGCAAUGAUCGGAGUUUCGAAAGUCAAGCUUUAG
Molecule: messenger RNA, 1386 nt
Organism: Adineta ricciae
Lineage: Eukaryota; Metazoa; Rotifera; Eurotatoria; Adinetida; Adinetidae
Source: the annotation of a GenBank genome assembly